GGCCGGGGGAGCCGCCCUGAGGAGGACGGCCGCACUUACGUGGCCUGGACGGUGCCGGGUCGGAGGGACACCUCGAUCUUGUACUUGGCCCCGGUCAGCAGCUUGAUGGUGCGGUUCUGACCGAAGCGCUGCCCGUCCACCUUGAAAUACACGGCCCCGUCGUUGGGCUGGAUUUUGAGGGAGACGCUGAUUUUCACGAGGCCGGGGAUGUCGCCCAUCUCUUGCGGCCGGAGGGGCCUGUGGGCUCUGCGCGCGUCUCGCCCCCUCCGAGGAAAGGCGGCUGGCCGGGAGCGAGGGAGAGGAAGAGGAGGAGGGAGAAGGAAGAGGAGGGGCUGCCGGAUCCCAGCCAGCCCAGCCCUUCCCAAAAGCAGCGGAUGAGAUACUUGAUUAUUUAUUUUCCCUCCCGUUAAUUACGGCGUAGCAUCUGGCGGUUGAUGUCUUUCCCCCCCUUCUUUCCCCCCCGCCUCCACUUCAUCACCCCGCCCCAUAUCCUGGUUUGGGGGACAUUGCAGCUGCUCAGAUUGCUGACGGUUUCCAGGGAGUUAAUCCGGCCCCGAUUACUGCAGCUUUAAUCCCGCAGUUCGUCCCGAAGGAAACGAGACGGCCUGGGCCGAGCUCCGCCUGUUCAGCACCACGGGCGCGGACAGCGCUGAGGCUUCCCAGUCUGUUCUGUGGAGUCAGCAAGAUACAUUAGGCUAAUUCCCUUCCCUUGGGUAUGAAGAUUGGAGCACUCACCUGUGCCCUGGCAAAUGCCUCAGCGCUUUUGAAGGGAGUGUGUUUGCAGGAACUUUAUUCUGAAGUAGCAGAAAUAAAGAAGAAUUUUCUAAAGAAAUACAGCAGUAAGUUCUCCUGUACAAGAAGAGUAAACUGAGCUAACAUAUUCAGUUCUGCUGCAGAUCGUGAUAUUGUGACAAAUUCUGCUCAUCUGACAUCAUGCACCUUUACGUACUUGAGACAGAAAUGGAGAGGACAUAACUUUGCUGCCAGAGGAACUCAACAGCCAGCCCUGACAGAGCUGAGAGCAGGAUUGCCCAAGCCAUGGAGCGAGAGCCAAUGCGCAUAAGGGAGGGCUACUUGGUUAAGAAGGGCAGCAUGUUUAAUACCUGGAAGCCAAUGUGGGUUGUGCUCUUAGAAGAUGGAAUUGAAUUCUACAAGCGGAAGGCUGAUAACAGUCCCAAAGGGAUGAUCCCACUAAAAGCAAGCUCUAUUCACAGCCCAUGCCAAGAUUUUGGCAAAAGAAUGUUUGUCUUCAAGCUUACUGUGGCCAAGCAGCAGGACCACUUUUUUCAAGCUGCCUACCUGGAGGAGAGAGAUGCCUGGGUGCGGGAUAUCAAGAAAGCAAUUCAUUGCAUAGAUGGAGGCCAAAGAUUUGCCAGAAAAUCCACAAGGAAGUCCAUCAGAUUGCCUGAAACAAUCAAUCUGAGUGCUUUGUACCUCUCAAUGAAAGAUCCUGAAAAGGGAAUAAAGGAGUUGAAGCUGGAAAAAGAUAAAAGAGUGUUUAAUCACUGCUUUACAGGCACCUGUGUGAUUGACUGGCUGGUGUCCAGCAGCUCCAUCCGAAAUCGCAAAGAAGGUCUCCUGCUUGCCUCUUCCCUCUUGAGUGAAGGCUACCUGCAGCCUGCUGGGGACACAUCCAAGGCAGCUGCAGAGGGACUGUCAGACACCCCCUUCCUGGAUCUCAGUGAUGCCUACUAUUACUUUCCAGACAGUGGAUUUUUCUGUGAGGGAUAUUCCAGUGAUGAUGAUGUGGUCCUAAAAGAAGAAUUCAGAGGCACAAUUGUCAAACAAGGAUGUUUGCUGAAACAGGGACAUCGGAGGAAGAACUGGAAAGUGAGAAAGUUCGUUUUAAGAGAUGAUCCUGCAUAUCUUCACUAUUAUGAUCCUGCUGGAGGAGAAGAACCACUGGGAGCAAUUCACUUGAGGGGCUGCGUGGUGACAGCAGUGGAAGAUAUGCCAGACACCAAGAAGUAUGAUGCUGACAACAUCCUCUUUGAAAUCAUCACAGCAAAUGAAAUCCACUAUUACUUGCAAGCAGCCUCAUCCACAGAGCGUACAGAAUGGAUCAAAGCAAUCCAGUCAGUUUCUAGGACUGGUAAAUGAAGACAAUCUUCCAACAAGACAGACAAAUUAAAUGAGUUACUCAAAGCAAAAUUUAGCAUUUCCCUAAGAGAAAGCAGUAUCAUCCCAAAGCACUUGUAUGUUGGAGUUGAGGAUUGGGUGGAAGUUUCAAUUUUAUAGUGGGCACUAAAAAACUAACAUUUUUUCCAUUUGUGUUAUGGUAAUAUUUUACUAAAUUAUAACAUAGAAUAUGCCAUAUUAGUGUGUUGCUUAGAGUAAUCAGUUGACCUUGACAAGGUUGUACCUGUUACCACAGCUGAUACUGGGAAUCUCACCAUUAACAGGGAACACAGUCAUGUCACUGACAGAGAGUACCUCAAUUAUUCAUUUUCUUCAGCCUGUGAUGUGUUUCAGGAUUUUCAUUGUCUUCUCCAGACAAGUUUUACUCUUUCUUCUUUACUAGAUCUUGUUGCUGCUUGUUCACUUAAACAAAUAAUGCCAUAGAUAUAAGGAAAAUAAGUCAACUCACUCAUUUGGAAACCUGAUCCACUCCUUUCCAAUCUGUCAGCAUUAAGGGAGGGAAGAAUGCAGACAGCUAUGGAAACACCAUAGUAUAACUCCAUGGAGUUAUAUGCUAUGGAACCAAGUAUAACUCCAUGACAGCAAUAUGAGGAAAAGUCUCUUCCCACAGUAUUUCAAACACAAAGGAAUCUCACUCCAAACUCCGUAUCACCCCAUUUUAAACCUUGCCAAACUUCUCCACAAGAAUCUGCCCCGGGAGACCAUUGUUUCCUUUUAUUUAGGUCUACAAAGCAGAUGCUGGGUUGUUAGGUACAGCACUCUAUUUGAAUUAAGAAUCUUGCAGGGGAAGGGCAAGGAUACAUGGGUUGGUUAUUUGAACUAUUGAUUGAAGUGGUUUUGAUUAGGUUUUCCUUUUUUAACCUCCAGCAACAUACUCAGUCCUUGAUUCUGUGCCUUAGCAAUAUAAGAGAAACCUUGUGCU
Camarhynchus parvulus is the source of this 3061-nucleotide messenger RNA. It is a transcript of the gene PLEK, whose product is annotated as pleckstrin. The transcript is spliced from 12 exons. The coding region runs from base 1039 to 2100 and encodes 353 amino acids. Gene Ontology annotation, cellular component: plasma membrane. The record is from RefSeq and is a predicted model, not a curated record. Gene Ontology annotation, biological process: intracellular signal transduction; actin cytoskeleton organization. NCBI's taxonomy places the organism in Eukaryota, Metazoa, Chordata, Aves, Passeriformes, Thraupidae.